Penicillium samsonianum is the source of this 336-nucleotide messenger RNA. RefSeq lists its product as uncharacterized. The record is from RefSeq and is a predicted model, not a curated record. Bases 1 to 336 code for a protein of 111 amino acids. NCBI's taxonomy places the organism in Eukaryota, Fungi, Ascomycota, Eurotiomycetes, Eurotiales, Aspergillaceae. The transcript has 3 exons.
AUGCAGUUUGCUCGCCUUAGUUUCGCGCUUUUCAUUUUGUCGUCGGUGUGGGCAGGUGCCGACAACUGCUGGUACAGUUUUGGCUCCGAUUCUCGAGUUUUGACAUAUUCAUGCCAGGACUUCGACAACGGAGGUGUUGUUUACACGUCUUCCCUAAACCAGAGUGGUUGUCUUCGAAAUGAUGAUGGCGAGCUUUUGUUCCAGAAUGGCGGAGGAGCUGCCUGCACAAAUUGCUUCGAGCAAGCUGGCGCAGAUGAGGAUAUUGAUGGGACGCCUAACUUGUGGUGCCACCACAGCAACUGUCUCAACGUUGGUUCCAGCACCGGCUACAUCUAG